GAAGUACCGUUAACAACGCUCGGUCGAGAGAGGCAACAUGUCGCGUGCUGGAAAAAAGAGAAAAUUAGACAAAAGCCGGCAGGACAGAGUUUAUUUUGACAGCUACUCUGAUGUGUCGAUACACGAAGAAAUGAUAGCGGACCACGUCCGAACCAACGCGUACCGGACGGCCAUUUUUAAAAACAGCGAGCUGAUUCGGGGGAAAGUCGUUCUGGACGUCGGAGCGGGAACCGGCGUUUUGAGCAUCUUUUGUGCUCAAGCCGGCGCGAGGAAGGUGUUCGCCGUGGAGGCGUGCUCGAUAGCCGAGCAGGCGGAGAAGAUAGUGAAACAAAACAAGGUGGAGGACCGGGUGGAGGUCAUCCGAGGCACGGUGGAGGCCGUGGACCUGCCGGAGCAGGUGGACGUGAUAGUAAGCGAGUGGAUGGGUUACGCUCUCCUGCACGAGUCCAUGCUCAACUCGGUGCUGCACGCGCGGGACCGGUGGCUGAAGCCCGGAGGCCUCAUCCUGCCGAGCAGAGCCGAGCUCUACAUCGCCCCGGUCAGCGACCCGGUGGUGGAGGACCGCCUGUGCUUCUGGUACACCGUCCAGGACCAGUACGGAGUGGACAUGUCCUGCAUGGCCGACUUCGCCCUGAAGUGCAUCAAGAACUCGGACAUCACCGUGAGUACGGUGGCCGGGCAGGACGUGCUCUCCCACCCGGCGCGGUUCGCGGAGCUGGACCUGAGCUCUGUGACGGUGGAGGAGCUGCGCUCCGUGGGGGGUGCGUUCAGGUGCACCUCCUUCGGCUCGGCCACCGUGAACGCUUUCUGUGUGUACUUCACGGUCACUUUCCCCUGCCCGGAUAAUCCGCUCGUGCUGUCCACGUCCCCGUUCAAACCGGAGACCCACUGGAAGCAGGCGGUGCUGUACCUGGAUGAUCCGGCGGAAGUGGUGCAGGACACGCCCAUCACCGGAAGCGUUAGCAUGUACCCCUCAGAGCAAAGCGCCAGACACGUGUGCGUCCAUGUGGACUACAAUAUAGGAGAGCAGAAGACUGAGUCCAAGACUUUCUCCAUCCCUGACUGGACCUCUGAUGCUCAGUCAUAGUGACACUAAUAAAGGGAUAGUUCAGACAUCUUAAAGAGAGGUCAUGUGGAAAUGUUUAACAAUAAACAUCUUACCUGCAGUAGAUCAGAAUUAAGCACACAUCUCACGUCAUCUGUUAAAUUUUAAUGUAAAGGUUUAUAAAAGAGUUUAAGAACUGUGACAGUUUUUAGCUCAAAGACACAAAGAGUCUACAACAGGUAAGAUAUUGACAGUUCAUAGCUUUUCCGCAGAGCCUCACUUUGAAACGUACAACUCCCAGAGCUCAGGAUAACGGAGCAAAUGUUGCGUUUAUUGUUUCAGCUUCAAAAUGUGUUCGCCUGUGGUCAAGGUUCUUCAGAAAAUUAUUCAAAAUGUGAAAAAUAAAAUACACCGCUGUCCUAAAACGUC
Messenger RNA from Nematolebias whitei (Rio pearlfish), 1474 nucleotides. RefSeq names its product protein arginine methyltransferase 6 (gene prmt6). The transcript has a single exon. Gene Ontology annotation, biological process: peptidyl-arginine methylation. The record is from RefSeq and is a predicted model, not a curated record. Gene Ontology annotation, molecular function: protein-arginine N-methyltransferase activity. NCBI's taxonomy places the organism in Eukaryota, Metazoa, Chordata, Actinopteri, Cyprinodontiformes, Rivulidae. The coding region runs from base 38 to 1087 and encodes 349 amino acids.